Helobdella robusta is the source of this 1384-nucleotide messenger RNA. RefSeq lists its product as hypothetical. The record is from RefSeq and is a predicted model, not a curated record. The transcript is spliced from 11 exons. Gene Ontology annotation, molecular function: endopeptidase activator activity. Lineage: Eukaryota; Metazoa; Annelida; Clitellata; Rhynchobdellida; Glossiphoniidae. Gene Ontology annotation, biological process: regulation of G1/S transition of mitotic cell cycle; regulation of proteasomal protein catabolic process; positive regulation of endopeptidase activity. Gene Ontology annotation, cellular component: cytoplasm; nucleoplasm; proteasome activator complex. The coding region runs from base 108 to 893 and encodes 261 amino acids.
AAUUGUUAUUUUAUUUGCUAAAAGUAAAUAUUUCCGGCAGAGUUUUGUUGUGUUUUUAUGCCCCUACUGAUUUCGGGCUCAUUUCUAAAUCCUAACUAAUCCUAAAAAUGUCGCACGACCGAAAGCGAGGCGCAAAGUCCAUCCAGCCCGUCAUGUCAGAGGCCGAGACGCAAGUUGAAGAAUUGAAAAACAAAACUAAAGCCAAAGGGGAGCAACUCAUCAAAGAAACCAUUCCAAAAAAGAUAUUGGAACUGAAUAAGUUAUUAGAGUCUGACAUUUUCUCGAUGAGUCGCUACAAGUCAGUGAUUGUCAAGUUAAAUAUUCCAGUUCCAGAGGUGACAUCGUCCCCGCGAUUAGCUAUCAACUGUGAAAAUGCUAAAAAAAGAAAGAUGGACUGCUUGGAAGAUGUUGAAAAUAUAGGUACGAAGGUGUAUUCCAUACCUGGUGGCUCGGUACCACUAAAUACUCAGCUUGCCGAUCUAUUAGAUUUAAUUAAACCACACGCCAUUGAGCAAGUUGAAAUAGCCAAUCAGGUCAAGAUGUGGAUAACAUUCAUGGUACCAAAAAUCGAAGACGGCAACAACUUUGGUGUCUCGAUCCAAGAGGAUUCUAUCACAGAAGCUCGACAGGUGGAGACUGAGGCAGCUGCCUGCCUUGACCAGGUAUCCAGGUACUUCCUAAUGAGAGGAAAAAUCGUGUCAAAGGUCGCCAAAUAUCCGCACGUUGAUGAUUAUAGAAGAGCUGUUCAAGAGUUGGAUGAGAAAGAGUUCAUCAGUGUUAAACUGGCCCUAACUGAAAUUAGGAAUAAUUACGCAAGUUUGCAUGACUUGGUCUCGAAGAAUAUGGACAAAAUAAAGAAGCCAAGAUCUGCCAACACGGAUAACAUGUAUUAGGAAUCUUGUAGAAGAUGUUGAUCGUGGGAAUGAUGAUGACGAGCAAGAUGAUGAUUGGGAUGAGAGAAUGACGACGACGAUGAAACUGUUGAUGUGGAGAGUGGUGGUGAUGAUGAUGGCUGUGAUGUUGUUCGUUGAGUGUGUUUAAGGUAUUAGAAAAUUAAUGGAUGAGUGAAUGAGUGAGUGGACGAACGAAUGAGUGAGUGGACGAACGAAUGAGUGAAUGAAUGAAUGAAUGAAUGGUGAAAAUUGGAUAACUAUACACAUGUAUUUUUAUUAUGUUAUUAUUAUUAAUGAUGAAAAAAGAGUUAUGAUAAUUAACUCGAAUUCGUAGUCUCAAUUCUGGUUUUAGUUUGGUAAGUGACGUGAUGAUGGUAUAAUUUUAACAAUAUCAUUAUUAUUAUAAUUAUUAUUAUUAUUAUUAUUAUUAUUAUUAUUGAAGUUUCAAUUGGCUUUACAAAUGUUUUUAAUAAAUUAACAAUGUCCUUUGA